Molecule: messenger RNA, 201 nt
Organism: Peniophora sp. CBMAI 1063
Lineage: Eukaryota; Fungi; Basidiomycota; Agaricomycetes; Russulales; Peniophoraceae
Source: the annotation of a GenBank genome assembly
AUGAAUGUAGAACAGGCCGGCUCGGCUUGUUCACCACGUCAACCACCUGUUCAACGUCAACACCGUCCGUCACAUCCGCUCAACACUCUUGGGGCUUUCGAGCGGCGACCCUUCCGCCGCGUUCAUUUCGCAUUGGCUACAGACUUGGCAACAUGGUACAACAACAUACAUGCCAAUGUACAUAGGACACACGCUAUAUGA